ACGCAAAGAAGUAAAAUGAGAGGGACAUCUGGAAAGAAGAGAGCUGGUCCCCAGCAGAAGAAUCUGGAAGCAGCUCUCCCAGGCAGAUGGGGUGGGGGGUGUCGCUCUGCUGAGAACCCUCCAUCAGGAUCGGUGAGGAAGACCAGAAAGAACAAACAGAAGACCCCUGGGAACGGAGAUGGUGGCAGCACCAGUGAAGCACCCCAGCCACCUCGAAAGAAGAGGGCCCAGGCAGACCCCACAGUUGAAAGUGAGGAUGCUUUUAAGAGUAGAAUGGAAGUUAAGGUGAAGAUUCCAGAAGAAUUAAAACCAUGGCUUGUUGAGGACUGGGACUUAGUCACCAGGCAGAAGCAACUUUUCCAACUCCCAGCCAAGAAAAACGUGGAUACUAUUUUGGAAGAAUACGCCAACUGCAAAAGAUCACAAGGCAAUGUUGACAACAAGGAGUAUGCAGUUAAUGAGGUGGUGGGAGGGAUAAAAGAGUAUUUCAACGUGAUGUUGGGCACCCAGCUGCUCUACAAAUUUGAGAGGCCCCAGUAUGCUGAAAUUCUCUUGGCUCACCCUGAUGCGCCAAUGUCCCAGGUUUAUGGGGCACCACACCUCCUGAGAAUAUUUGUAAGAAUUGGGGCAAUGGCAUACACACCCCUUGAUGAGAAGAGCCUUGCAUUAUUGUUGGGAUAUUUGCAUGAUUUCCUGAAAUACCUGGCAAAAAAUGCUGCAUCUCUGUUCACUGCCAGUGAUUAUAAAGUGGCUUCUGCUGAGUACCACCUCAAAGCCCUGUGAGGGUCUACUGACCACUCACUGUUACAUCUGGUAUCUGUAAAUGCUCUUUUUG
Odocoileus virginianus texanus is the source of this 835-nucleotide messenger RNA. RefSeq names its product mortality factor 4-like protein 2. Gene Ontology annotation, biological process: regulation of DNA-templated transcription; chromatin organization. The record is from RefSeq and is a predicted model, not a curated record. Gene Ontology annotation, cellular component: nucleus; NuA4 histone acetyltransferase complex. Lineage: Eukaryota; Metazoa; Chordata; Mammalia; Artiodactyla; Cervidae.